This is a messenger RNA of Brenthis ino (lesser marbled fritillary), 2754 nucleotides long. NCBI's taxonomy places the organism in Eukaryota, Metazoa, Arthropoda, Insecta, Lepidoptera, Nymphalidae. The record is from the annotation of a GenBank genome assembly.
AUGGACAUGGCUGCGACAACACCACGACGUUCUUUCCGUACGCCGCACAAUCAUACUCCGAAAAUGUCUGAACGGAAAAAGGGGUUAUUCUUGGCGGAAAACGAAGCAUCUAGAGAUUCGCUGACAAAACAUAGAAGGCUUCCAGUUGUUGAUAGCGAGAGCGAUAGUGACUGUGACUUGGGCAUUAUCAGCACUCUGGAUUCAAGUUCUGGAGAUGAGACUGAUCCAAACUUUCCAAAGACUCCAGAGAGGACGCUUUGGCAUGAAACUAGAAGCCAUACAAAAAAGCUGCGAGAAACUCAAGACUUGAAGAAUUUUAUUAAAUCACCGUUCACUCUUAAAAAAUAUCAAACAAGAUAUUCAUGCCCUGAAACUAGAUGUUCUCUGUCCACACCCGCAACCCCUCACUUACAAAACCACCCAGGAACCCCAUCUUCCACUCAUUCUUGUGCAAGUGUGCACACAACUUCCUCAACUUCCAGCAAGGCUCGCAAAAGCCUUGCUAGUCUCAUAGCUGACACAGAAAGUUGCAGUAGUUCUCUUAAAGAUUUAAAUUUUGACACUGAUUCUGGUACAGAUUCUAAAGAAAACACACCAACCAAAUUUCUUAGGAGAUCCAAUAGAAAACAAAAAAUGACACCUAAACUGCAAAGUUUCAAAGGUGUAUUAGUUGAACAAAAAAAGAAUGUAUCACCCAUGAAGAAUGCUGUAGUCUGCCUUACUAAGAUGGAUAUGAGCAGCUACAUAUCUCCAACUCAAUUGCUUAAAACACCCCAUAAUACUUCAGAGAACAAAUCUCCACCCAAAUUGGGUCACAACCGUAGAUCUGUCAUAGAAAUAGGUGAAAGUCCUGAAUCUGCUUGUGACAGUGAAAAAAGUCAUAAAAGACUUCAUUACGAAGACAUGACUGAUUCUGGUCCAAUAUCAAAAUAUCCGAGAUUAGAAACUAGCAUAGCUCCUAAAGCUAGACUCUCACUGUUCAACAGUGAUAGGUUGAAAGAAAUUUUAUCAACAAAAUCAUUUUAUGGUAAAUCUAACCCUGAACUAAACACUAACAUAUCUGCUAAGAUAUCUAACGCAAUUGAAGUGUCUAACAGUAAUCGACGACGGUCCCUAGUUUCUCAUUCCCAUAGAUCCAAGAGGAAACCAGGUCAGAUCAAUAUGGGUGUGAAACAUAGGAUUCGCAAACCCAAAAUGACUAAGUCUAAACCUAUUAUGAAAAACCUUAAUAAUUCUGCACCUAGUGUACUAAAUAGCAGCAUUUCAUCACAGACAUCUGAAAAAACAUUGGACAAAAAUGCUUCAAUUUUGAGCCAAUCUUCUGCUGAUGAAAAAAACGAUCCUUUUGACAAAGAAAAACAAACAAUCGAAGUGUUACUUAGUCAAUGGACUGAAGAAGAAAUACCUGAAUCGGAACUCAUUUACGCUAAGCCUCGUCAAGAGGUGCCGUGCUUUAACAGCAAUGUUAUUGAAGCUACCAGUCAAAUAUUCCAGCCAGUGACUGCUAUACCUGUCUCCGAUAACACCAUAAAGCCACAGGACUCGGAGAGUGUUAUUGUGGAAUUGGGAACCCAAUCUAUUAACUUGCCUCCGAAAAAUGUACCAGAAAAUCUUGUUACAAACCAAAUAGUAGCUAAUAUUCCUGAAAAUGUUGUUUUUAUUAAUAAUGUGACGGAAAAUGCAAGUCAAAUACCAGAUAAUGUGGCAAAUUUUCCACAAAAUGGAGUUCAAGAUGUUUCCAUGGAGGAAGGUCACAGUGCAAGUCAUGGGGUUAUGCCCAAAACUGGUCAGUUCCUGCCAGUUGAAGGAGGUUAUAUAUUUGUGGUUGGCGAUAUUGCACCUGGUCAAAAAGAAAUUCCCGAUUUGGAUGAAAUAGAAAGGGAACUGAAAAUGUUAGAUGAACAAAUAUUACAAAUGGCGCAGUCCAACAACAUCGACGCGAAUGCAGUUCUUGCUUCCACUGAGACCAUACCUGUUACAGAAGAAACAGCAGUCACGGAUGAAGCGAGGGACAAACCACAAAAGCUAUUCCCAAUAUUCAGUAAACCUAACGCUGGCAUCAGUUCUCCGAGCACUGCUAAAGUGGAAAAAACCAAGAAAACCUUACUGAAGACAGGGAAUAAUCAGUAUAUAAUAGAUGCCGGACAGAAAAAGUUUGGCGCCACGCAGUGCACUGAGUGUGGAGUUAUUUAUGAGAUUGGGAAUCCCGAAGACGAGCAUGACCAUUUAAUACAUCACACUGCUUCAGAUGUACUGAGAUUUAAUGGUUGGAAAGAAGAAUGUAUAGUGGACAGACAAGAAACAUCCCGCUGUAUCAAAGUACGGGGUGGUGAUGCAGGGUGGAAGAGGGUGGAAACACUCCUCACCAGGGUCAUUCACCCACAUCUGGGAUACGCUGAGCGACUCCCGCGGGAUUCCCACACUUAUACUGCAUAUCUAUGUAUUGAAAAGAAACAAAUAUUAGGGUGUUUAAUAAUGGAGCCCAAAGUCAAGGCCAAUAAACUCAUUCCUGGCGACCCGGACUGCUGCAGUGCCGAAGAGUAUCCAGUCAAAUGUGGAGUAUCCCGAAUAUGGACCCACGCGAGUUUCCGCCGUCGCGGCAUUGCUGUGAGGUUGCUAGACUGUGCCCGAGCCUCCCUACUACACGGGUGUGGGGUGCUUCUCUCUGAAGUAGCCUUCAGUGCUCCAACACCAGCGGGCAAAGCCCUAGCUACAAAGUACUGCGGCACACCAAACUUCUAUGUGUACUUGGAC